This is a messenger RNA of Rattus norvegicus (Norway rat), 3745 nucleotides long. It is a transcript of the gene Prr35, whose product is annotated as proline rich 35. NCBI's taxonomy places the organism in Eukaryota, Metazoa, Chordata, Mammalia, Rodentia, Muridae. The record is from RefSeq and is a predicted model, not a curated record.
ACAUCUUGCGGAGGGGGGGUGGGCGAGGGGGCGGUGGCGGGAUGCAGGCAGAAGAGACUGCCAGUAUUCAUGCUAAAGCUGAGCUGGGUCUGCGACCCCCCAGGGAGCUCCUGACCCUUUCCUGAGCCAGCAUCCACCUCCCAACCUUGGAGUCUCCCUCAGCCUAUGUUUGCUCAGCCAUCUCCAGAGCCCAGGCUGGCCAUGUGAACUCCCUGUGUGGUUCCCAGCCUUUUGGCACGCAGUAUUUUUCACCCUUCUAGCUGCCUACCUAAGGGGUACCCACCUGAUCUUUGAUGGGAGUAAAAGUGAAUGUCUAUCAUGGGCAAAGUGUAAUGGCCAGCAUGCAAGAGAGCUGAGUUCAGCAACUGCCUUCCACUACCGUCUCUGCUCUUCAGAUUAUGCGGCACAUGUAUGUCUGCAUCCACGAUGAGUCUAUGACCAAUCGUGAGUCACAGCCACAUCUUCAUGUGUUUGCCGGCAUAGUUUGUAAUCUAGGUAUACUGCCCUGAAGAGGCACAUCCAUUCUGAGUGGGAAGUGAUAAGGAUGUGUGCCCCCUUCCUGGCACACCCUGUGCCUGGUUAGUUCAACCAUGCAGGAGCUGUUCCUCCAGGCAGAGAACAAGGAUUCCUUGGGAAUCUUGCACGCUUGUAUGCACACACCCAAAGCCUAUGUGCACACGCACCAUGCACAAGCACGAGUGCUGAGAGAGUGGACAGCCCAGGUGGUGGCCCAGAUGGAGUGAAGAAAGAAGCUUCGGAGCCAGUGUGCAGGACGUGAGGAGAAGAGGGUCUUGGCUGAGUGCAGUCACUGCGGGCUCAGUCACUGACCCGCCUGAAGCCACCCAGAUGGAGCUGGGUUGAGCAGGUGGCUGUGCCAUGGGGCCAUGCUGUGACAUCCACUCCCCCCAGCCUGGGUUUGCCUCAUGUGUGGCUGAACCCCCUGAGAGACCUCCAGUGUGCACUUGACACUCCACUAGUCGUCUCGGGUUACCCACACGCAUUCUCACACACAUUUGCACUCAUAGUAUUAGUCAGAUGUCAAAGUUUCUGUUGGCUUCUAAUCUAGGGGAUUUGCUUCAAUUUCUGGUAGGGGCAGGUGGCUCAACCAAGGAAGUGUUUCUAGAGGGCCAUCAGACUGGUGGCUCUGGCUGCACACGGUUGCUCUUAUUCCCUUACCAAAUGCUCAGUGGGUACUGCCUGGUGCAAAGGGCAGAGACUUACCAGUCAUCCCGGAAACUGGCCUGCAGGGCCAGCUGGGCCCAAUGGGGAUUUGUACAGGGUCACUUGGUAAAUAAAACACAUCCAGUUAAACUUCAUUUCAGAUAAACUAUAUUUUCUUAGCAACGACCUCUAGGUCCUUCAGAGACCAUUCCUUACAUUACAACUUUAUUUAUGUCUGCCUGGGUCAGAAUGCCUAGGUGCCUCCAUUUUCUUUUCUUUUCUUUUUUCCCUUUUUCUUCCUUCCUUUCUUUUUCUUUCUUUCUUUCUUUCUUUCUUUCUUUCUUUCUUUCUUUCUUCUCUUUUUACAGAAUCUCACUCUGUAGCUCUGGAUGGCCUGGAUCUCACAGCAAUCCCCCUGCCUCAGCUUCCCAUAAUUAUGAGAUUACAGGCAAGUGCCACCACAUCCCCUCUCAAAAGAAUGAAGGGUCUGUAGAACAAAGGUCAGAGGCUUUGAGGCAAGGCGAACUGGGGCUUCGCGGGUUCUGAUGCAGGAACCCCCUAGCAAAGAGGAGCAGAGAGUGCCAAGGCCUGGUGUUAACUGGGUCUUUGUCUUUCCUAUCUGCAGGUGGCCAUGGUGCCUGGGCUUGCCUGCUAGCAGGCUGCCAUGUCUCGAGAGGCAGGUUCAUGCCGAGUGGGCACUGGGACAAGGGCACGGUCACGGAAGCCCAAAAAGCCACACUACAUCCCGAGGCCCUGGGGCAAGCCCUACAACUAUAAGUGCUUCCAGUGCCCCUUCACCUGCCUGGAGAAGUCACAUCUUUACAACCACAUGAAGUACAGCCUUUGCAAAGACUCCCUUUCUCUACUCUUAGACUCCCCUGACUGGGCGUGCCGCCGUGCACCCCCCUCACCCAGGCCUCGGGUGCCCACCCCCAACUGCUCCACAGACUUCUCAGACCCUAGUAGCAAGCCAACUGAGCCAGAUCUCAUUGUCACCAAUAGCUUUUCCCAGCGUCGUUGUGGCAGGGGCCCCAAACCUGGACCAGAGGAGUCCUCAGGGUCACUACCCCCUCUGGCUAGACCCAUCCGGAAGGGUCCAGGCACCAGUGGCCUUUUGGCAGAGUCAUGGAAGCCAGGACUGAGUGGUGGUAUGCUGACUGGGGCUCUAGGGACUAUAGCUUCAACAACAGGCUCUGAGAGUAGUGUCCCCUGCUACCCACCACCUGCCCAGGGUGAGUUCCCUGAAGCCCAGAGCCUCCAUUUAUCAUUGCUGGGUGUCAACUACCCUCUUGGCCCAGGCCUCUUCUCCUAUCUGGGGCCCUCACUGGCUGCUGCUGCAGCCCACAUGCCCUUCCUGGCCUCGGCAAGUCCCUUGUUACCCCCCACAGCCUUCCCAACCCCACACACACCUGAGCGUCCAGGCCUGGCCCCCCGCCUGUACUACCCACUACUACUAGAACACAACCUAGGACAGUCAGCAGGCAGGGCUGCCCCUGCCAAGUCCUCUGUGCCCCUCAAGGGACCUCCUGGAGCUCUGGCUACUCCUGGGCUGCUCAAGGUGCCUGUGCCAGGGCCUGGGGGACCCUGGCCCCAUGGCACUUCCAGAGACGCGGGGCACGAAGGAGAGCUAGGACGAGUGACUCAGAGUAACCCGCAGAAAAGGCUGCCCACGGGCAAGAUGCCUGAACCAAAGGCCCCCUUGAACCUGGCAAAACUUGGCUGUCAGAGCAGCCUGCCAACAGGCUCCUCCCUCAUACUCUGGCCUGAGGACAAGGAACCAGUUGACCCUGAGGCCUCAGGUCCUGAGGUCCAUCUUCUGCAGCAGCCACAGGGCCAAGUACUAGGAAGUUCAGUCCCAAUGGGAGAGGACCUGACCCAGGCCUUUGGUGACUACGCCAGGGUGGAGCAGUGUUUGGGGCAGCUGGCACCGGCUGGGGGUCUGGCACCCAGACCUCUACGGGAGCAGCUUGGAAAGAUUCGCCGAGAGCUGCUCACCAUCCAUCAGGCGCUGGCCCGGGCAGCUCGUCCACUGGACACACCCUUGGACCUCUCAGUGAAGCGGGUGCCUACCAAGGGAACUGAGGCACCAGCAGAGUCCUGGGGGCUGCAUGAUCCAGGCCCCAUGUUGACAAGGGGGACCUCAGAGCCCUCUAGCAUGUUGGGCCCUGUACUUGAGCCUUUCUCGAGUCGCACCACCAAGUGUGAGGCUGACUCCAGUGUCCCUCCUCCUGUCCUCCCCCUCCAGGCCCCCGAGGACCCUGUAAUUCCUGGUAGUGGCUGGGGUAAUCGACUUGGAGCUAGCAGCUCCCAGACCCCUAAAGAUGCCCCAAGCUUGCAGAUCCUCCCAAGUGCUGACGUCUGUUCACAGCCACCGUAGAUAUGGUUCCUCUCCCUGACCUGGGCCGCAUUGUCUGGACCUGUCCAGUGUCGGUGUGCAUGUAUUCUGAGCAGAUACCCCAUCCCCACCCCAGACUCCCCCACCAGCCCGUGGUAAAGACUUAUCUAUGCGGUCUCAUGGACUAGAAAGGUCAUGAUUUAUUUAUUGAAGUUGUGGACAUUAAAAUAGAAAACGCCUUCAAACACC